Messenger RNA from Corapipo altera (White-ruffed manakin), 1461 nucleotides. RefSeq names its product transmembrane protein 116 (gene TMEM116). Lineage: Eukaryota; Metazoa; Chordata; Aves; Passeriformes; Pipridae. The transcript has 11 exons. The record is from RefSeq and is a predicted model, not a curated record. Bases 10 to 1098 code for a protein of 362 amino acids. Gene Ontology annotation, biological process: adenylate cyclase-activating G protein-coupled receptor signaling pathway. Gene Ontology annotation, molecular function: G protein-coupled receptor activity. Gene Ontology annotation, cellular component: plasma membrane.
GCGGGACCCAUGGCCCUGCCGGCGGAGGCGGCCCGGCUGGACGGGGGCUGGCAGGAGGUCUACUCGGCGCUCCAGUGGAUCCAGUUCACCAUGGCCAUGCUCAGCGUUGUAGGUUCCAGCUCGAUUAUUGCCUACGCCGUCUUCCAAAACGCAGUGAGGUCCCCCGAGGUGCGUCCACUUUUCUACCUGAGCCUCUCUGACCUGUUUUUGGGAAUGUGCUGGCUGGCUGGGGCUCUGCUCUACAGCUCACCCACCUCCCAGCAGGACCUCAUCUGCUACAACCUGCAAGCAACAGGACAGAUAUUCUACGUGGCCUCUUUCCUCUACACUGUCAACUACACGUGGCACCUGUACAGGGACCUAAAGGUGAAGUACAACCAGAACCUCUUCAGGGUGCUCCCCCAGGCUGUAGAUUAUGCAAGUUGUGUCGGCCGAAUAGCAACGAUCUCAUCGAGCCUCAUCCCUUUCCUCCUCAUGGUGCCGGUGUUUUGCCUGGGCAACAGCAGUAAUUGCUACCAGAACUUCAGCCAGAAGCACGGCUGUCUCCUGAUGCACACGGAGAUCGCCGUGACCACCAACGAGCCGCAGACCCUGAGUGGCUCCGUCUGCCGCGCGAUGCAUUUCUACGGCAUCGGGGUCUUCCUCAUCUCCUUCCUCAUCAGCUUCGUGGCCAUUCUGGUGAUCCUCAGCCAGGCCCGAGGUCUGUACAAGAGGUUUGUGAACUCCACAGGGUUCCUGGGGGACCAGCAGUGGGCCAUGAUUAAGAUGGUGGAACAACGAGUGGUCUUUUACCCCGUUGUGUUCUUCUGCUGCUGGGCCCCAGCUGUCCUCCUUGGAAUGCUGAAGUUGACUGUUUCAACAACCAGCAAGAUCUACAUGGCCCUGCUGAUCCUGCAGGCUCUCACAGCAGCUUCCCAGGGGCUCCUGAACUGCCUGGUGUAUGGAUGGACCCAGCACGUGUUCCUGUCCCUCAAACGCGGCGCCCGCCGGGACGUGGACACCCAGACCCCCCUCCUGCGCUCCCAGAAGAAGUUCUACUCCAGCACAGCCCCCACCAGCCCCCCAGACACUGAGGGCUCCACGUCCACGCUGCUCUGAAGUGUCCUGCCAACACCUCCUCGUGUUUUAGGAAUGUCAUCCAGACCCGGGAUGGGGCUGUCGGCUCCAAACUGUCCCAGCCGUGGGGAGGGAGGAGCCUGAGCGGGUCUGUCAGAGACACUCAGUGGAGAUAGUUAUUUAUUUUACAGGUCAUGUGGACUCUAAAUGGAUUCUUUCAACAUGGUAAAUCUCUAGUCCAGACUUUCUGCUUCUGGAAAUAUCCCUAGAAAUGCAGCAGAUGGUGUGUAACAGCUCAGAGGUCUCAUCCAGCUCCAGCAGAGGAUGUUUUACUUCUCCAAGUAUUUGUUUUAUUUCUUGAAGUAUUUGCCAUUGCAAAAUAACAGUAAAGCAAAGUGAAUAUUU